Molecule: messenger RNA, 1177 nt
Organism: Pseudopipra pipra
Lineage: Eukaryota; Metazoa; Chordata; Aves; Passeriformes; Pipridae
Gene: ANP32A
Product: acidic nuclear phosphoprotein 32 family member A
Exons: 8
Coding region: 131-976 (281 amino acids)
Biological process (GO): nucleocytoplasmic transport; regulation of apoptotic process
Cellular component (GO): perinuclear region of cytoplasm; nucleus
Molecular function (GO): histone binding
Source: RefSeq, a predicted model, not a curated record
UCAGGUUAGUGCCCGCCGCGGUGCUGCGCUCGGGCUUCCGAGCGGCGCUGGGCGAGCCCGAGUCCCUCCGCGCCCCGCGACCGGGGGGGUCCGCACAGGGGUCACUGCGCCAGCACCGCCAGCCACGGACAUGGACAUGAAGAAAAGGAUCCACUUAGAGCUGCGGAACAGGACGCCCUCAGAUGUUAAAGAACUCGUUCUGGACAACUGCAGGUCGUACGAAGGCAAAAUCGAGGGCCUCACGGAUGAGUUUGAGGAGCUGGAAUUCUUAAGUACAAUCAACGUAGGCUUAACCUCAGUUGCAAACUUACCAAAGUUAAACAAACUUAAGAAGCUCGAGCUGAGCGACAACAGAAUCUCAGGAGGCCUGGAAGUGUUGGCAGAAAAGUGUCCAAACCUCACACAUCUAAAUCUAAGCGGCAACAAAAUUAAAGAUCUCGGUACAAUAGAACCUCUGAAAAAGUUAGAAAACCUGAAGAGCUUAGACCUGUUCAACUGCGAGGUCACCAACCUGAACGACUACAGAGAAAACGUGUUCAAGCUCCUGCCCCAGCUCACGUACCUCGACGGCUACGACCGGGACGACAAGGAGGCGCCGGACUCGGACGCCGAGGGCUACGUGGAGGGCCUGGAUGACGAGGAGGAGGAUGAGGAUGUCUUAUCUCUAGUGAAAGAUCGGGACGACAAAGAAGCGCCGGACUCGGAUGCCGAGGGCUACGUGGAGGGGCUGGACGACGAGGAGGAGGAUGAGGAUGAAGAGGAGUACGAUGAUGAUGCUCAGGUAGUAGAAGAUGAAGAAGAUGAGGAGGAAGAGGAGGAAGGAGAAGAGGAGGAUGUGAGUGGAGAGGAGGAGGAGGACGAGGAAGGCUACAACGACGGCGAGGUGGACGACGACGAGGAUGAGGAGGAGCCCGAGGAAGAACAGGGACAGAAGAGGAAACGAGAGCCUGACGACGAAGGGGACGAGGACGACUAAACUGAAGAACCUAUUUUGAAAUUUUCCUAUUGUGAUUUGACUGUUUUUACCCUGUAUUUCCCCUCCCCUGCACCCCCAACCCCUUUUUUUUUUUUCUUUUUCUUUUAUUUUGUUUUUUUCUGAUUGUAAUGUUGCUGUGGGAACGAGAGGGAGAAGCAGAGACUGGGUGGGCAAGGGAAUAAAAUACUAUUUUUACUGCCA